AUGUUCAUUCUCUCUUCUCCUCUCCCUCAAAUUCCUUCUCUCCUUCUUUCCUUCUCCUUCUUCCCCUCUCCUCUCAUUCGCGUUCAUCAAGAGAAGAUUAAACUCCAUCAUCUCGAACAAUUGAUGCAUCAUUUUCAUAACCAUGCGCCCAGUGACAUCAUUAUACGCAAAGACUGUGGCUACUUUACUUCGUCCCUGGUCGAGAAAAGAGAACCGGGUUGUAUGAACAAACAAGAAUUUAAAGAGACUCUUGCCAAAGUUCUUGACACAGAAGAAUACAAUGACUACAUCCAUAAACUUUUUACAAAGCUGGACACAUCAUGUGAUGGAUAUGUUGACUGGAACGAGUUUUGUACUUAUCUGUUGUUGCUUUACCGUGAAAACGACUAUGUUCGCACUAAAAAGGACAUCCCAUUUCUGCAAGAACCGAAGAUCAGACAUGUGGUACCAAACAGGCAAGAACCUACUACCAAAAUUCUAUCCAUUGAUAGUCCUCUACGUUAUCUCACUAUUAGUAAGGAAGGAGCUCUGACGGUCUGGACGACAUCGCUAAUUCUAGAGCGAUCAUAUAACAUCGCAGGUAAUGAUGAAGUGGAUACAAACGGUACAAAACGACGCUUCAAAAUGUGGGUGACCGACGCCAUUUUUAUGGCUAACUGUAACAAGAUUGUAGUUGGUACCAGUAGUCGAGAUUUGAGGUUCUACGACGUUUCAACAAACCACUACUUUGAGGAUUUUCAUUUGUUUGGCAUGUCUGAUAUUCCUUACUGCUUUGAUUAUUGGUUCGACAAAAAUAAUAUAAACUCUGAGUCCCUACUUGUAUGCGGGUUGGAUUCAGGUACAGUAGGACUUUUCUAUUUCAAGAGACCAGUGACACAAUUAUUUGAGACACCUUUUAAGAACGAUACGGGAGCCUUAAAAGUCUUCAUGCAGGAUUUGAAAUCGCAGCACUCCAAGUGGGUGAGAUAUACGUGUUUGACAUCGAUCCACACUGAAAUGAUAAGACAGGUGAAGUAUUUGCCGGAUAAUGCAACCAUUAUCUCUUCCAGUGGAUGCCCAAACAGUUCCCUUGUCAUCUCAGAUAUUAAUAGAUUUAAGCAGACAUACGUCUUUAAAUUACCAAAGGGAGUGGAAUGUUUUGAUUACAGCAAGACUCUAAACGUAUUGGUCAGUGGCAGUGCUGAUCACAAUGUUCAAGUCUGGAACCCUUACAUGACCAGUAAACCAGUGGCUAUUCUCCGUGGUCAUACCACAGGCAUCGUGGGAAUUGCCCUCCAUGAUGGAUUAACGCAAAUAUUUAGCUAUUCUCGAGACGCGGUUAUAAAAGUUUGGGACCUUCGUGAGCACAAACAUCUUCAGACUGUAGCCAUGAAAUUUCCGAGUAGUAUGCACGGUCGAAUGCCAGAACAUGGCCAGUUUCCAGUCUGUCUACUGACCAUCCCUAGCCAGAGCUGCCUACUUGUAACCUGUAAUGAUUAUCUCGGCCAAUUAAGCCUCGGCAACACUGCCAAAUGUAAGAAAAUAGAAACCACUACGCAUGAGACGCCGCUUUCUUGUGCUCUUUAUAACCAGUUCUUCAAACAGGUUGUGACUGGAUGUGAUUCUUCCGCAGUUGCAGUAUGGGAUAUUGAGACCGGAAGUAAGGCAAUCGUUUUUUCCAAUGCGCAUGGGAGCGAAGAAAUAACUAGCAUGAAGUUUGAUGCUUCCUGGCGACGACUGUUAACGGGUGCUAGGAAUGGUACCAUUAAGGUAUGGAAUUUCCAGAAUGGACACAACCUUCACAAAUUAGAGCCAGUGUCCGAAGCUGAAAUAACUGGUUUGUUGGCGUUGAAUGACCGUAAAGUAAUUCUGGCCGUCGGAUGGAGUCGCCUCAUAACGAUGUACGAUGAUUCCGAUCCCGAUAACAUGUAUAUAACAGCAGACGUAUCCUGGAAAGGUGGUCAACUUCAUGAAGAUGACAUAUCUGCUAUGGCCUUUUGUCCACCGAAUAUCCUAGCUACAGCAAGUUACGAUGGUGCCUUGCUCAUUUGGAACCUAGAAACGGAAAAAUUGCUACUCAGAUUCAGGAUCGCAACACCUAUAGAGAAGGUUCACUUCUUGUGCCAUAGGGCGGCAAUCUUACCACGAGAAGGUGCCACCCUAAUAUCAAGUGGGGCGGGUACACUUCGUUGGUGGAAUCUCUACACUGAAGACCAACUACAAGGCAGUUUUUACGUCCCCUCAACAGAUGAUGAAUCCGUUAUAGCCUUGGCUACGAACAGUAAUGAUGAAAUCCUUUUGACUGGUGACACAAAAGGUUUUAUACAAGUGUGGGACAUUAAGGACUAUUGUAUACAGAACACACCAACGGUAAAAACUGAUCGACCGAAACAGCUUCAUGUGUGGAAAGGACAUGAAGGCGCAAUUGUCAGUGUGGAAUAUGUGGAACACGACACCGGUUGCUUCAUUCUGAGUGCCUCUGUAGAUAAAACUGCCAAAUUAUGGACAGUAGAUGGACAAUAUGUUGGAACUUUUGGUCAGAAACAAUUAUGGAAUUUGAAAUCACCCAAAACCUGGGCUUAUGAGUUAACGAAUAUCAACCAAGAUUCAAAACACAAAGCAAAGAAAAAGGUUUUACGAAAUGUUGUGGCUCAAUUUAAAUCCGAUAUCGAAGAAAGGACUACUCAUAUGGAACCUCAAGUCUGUAUUAACGGCGUUCCUUCAUUUAUUCGGGAAGAUUCAAAUUCCUCCGAUCCGAUAAAGCAACCCUCGGUGCCAAUAAUGACGUCAGUCCCUCAGCAGACGACUUUGCAAACACCUCGUGAAAGUAAAGAAACACAAGAGCGAACGCCUAAUCUCUUCAACUUUGAUUCAAUUGAAAAUCACCGACCAUUUCUGGGAGUGCGUGUUGCCAAGGACUUGGCUCGUAAGAAGAUGGAUCGUCAGGACCGUCGACAAUUGUAUGGUGACAUUAAUACAAAACAAAUGGCUCGAUUCGGCAAGAUCUGUUCCCCUUUUCAAGCUUUAGCAACACCCGACGUACAAGAGAUUCGUUUUCCGAAAUCUGUGAACACAAACCUAAGUCGUUCACUAACAAGUGUCGCAAUGAAUGAAGGUCAAAGCUCCAAUGAUGGACAGCUGGAAAUUGCUAGUCUCACGGAUAAAUAUUUGGACAAUUCAACAAAUAACGGCGAUAAUGACAAAACAAAUUAUGAUGAUCUUGGUAUAAUUCCAAGAGGGUUACCGAUUACGAAGACAUAUGAAGAAAGCCGGAGAGUACACCGGCAGAAAUGUUGUAAAGCUAAUAACUUAGAUCACAAGAGACGUCUAAACAAAACGAGUAUUUAUUGA
Acanthosepion pharaonis is the source of this 3330-nucleotide messenger RNA. The record is from the annotation of a GenBank genome assembly. NCBI's taxonomy places the organism in Eukaryota, Metazoa, Mollusca, Cephalopoda, Sepiida, Sepiidae.